GUCUCCUAACGCCGCAACCCGCUUCGCUCUCUCCUACCGACAACGAGCCGCGAACAAUCGUCAAGAUGGCUUCGCAGGCGGACUACAAGGACCGGCAGUUUCUCGCCGUGAUCGGAGACGAGGACUCGGUGACGGGACUGCUCCUCGCAGGCAUCGGCCAUGUCACCGCCGGUGCCGACGCGCAGAAGAACUUCCUCGUGGUCGACAGCAAGACUGACAAUGCCGCCGUCGAGUCAGCUUUCGACCGUUUCACCCAGGAGAGGAAAGAUAUUGGCAUCGUCUUGAUCAACCAACACAUUGCUGACAGAAUACGGCAUCGGAUCGACACCUAUACGGCGGCUUUUCCUACGGUCCUCGAGAUUCCAAGCAAAGAUCACCCUUAUGACCCCGAGAAGGACAGUGUGCUGAGGCGGGUACGCCGGCUUUUUGGCGAAUAAAGGGGAGGUGCCUCGUCAGAUGGGCAGCACUUGGAGGCGUCGUCUUAUGACGAGGCUGCGGGUCAGUAGAGACUAGUACAUUCAUUCACCGGCGGCAGACCCGUGGCAUGGGAAUCCUUCCUAACUUCAAUUUGCAUUCAACGCGGCAAUGUAUGCUAAGCGCAUGAUCCCUCUAGUAAACGUAGCUAUACUCCCCGUUCACGCAGCCUAAGUUUCAAGACGAAGGG
Molecule: messenger RNA, 664 nt
Organism: Purpureocillium takamizusanense
Lineage: Eukaryota; Fungi; Ascomycota; Sordariomycetes; Hypocreales; Ophiocordycipitaceae
Gene: VMA7
Product: H(+)-transporting V1 sector ATPase subunit F
Exons: 4
Coding region: 66-437 (123 amino acids)
Biological process (GO): proton transmembrane transport
Cellular component (GO): proton-transporting V-type ATPase, V1 domain; fungal-type vacuole membrane
Molecular function (GO): proton-transporting ATPase activity, rotational mechanism
Source: RefSeq, a predicted model, not a curated record